UCCGACAUGUUUUAUUCCCUACUUCCUGCAUAGACGCGGGGGGAUUGUUUAGGAAAACCUGGCAACCAUGGUCCCGACCCACCGUGGGUAACUGGAAAGGACAGGCUUCAGACGGUGAAGAAAUAUACGCGGAGCCUGCCCUGAGGUCAGAUAGUAAAAUGUCCCACAACGAUGAGGGUUACGUGGUGCGCAUCCGAGGCUUACCCUGGUCAUGUACUCAAGAGGAAGUGGCCUCGUUUUUUUCUGGUAAACUCGAGACAAAAGAAUGUGAUAUCAUAGGGAAAGUGAACGGGGUGUGUUUUACCUUCUCGAAGGAGGGAAGGCCCAGCGGAGAGGCUUUCAUCGAGCUAAAAACAGCUGAGGACUUUAAAAAAGCCCUCUCAAAAGACCGAAAAUACAUGGGCCAUCGAUAUAUUGAAGUGUUCAAGUCAAACCGCAGUGAGAUGGACUGGGUGCUGAAGCGCUGCGGCCCGACAGAUUAUGACAGCAGCAGUGGCUGCAUGCUGAGGCUUAGAGGACUGCCUUUCGGCUGCAGUAAAGAGGAGAUAGUUCAGUUCUUCUCAGGGUUGAAAAUCGUGCCAAAUGGGAUUACAUUGCCGAUGGACUACCAGGGGAGGAGCACAGGGGAAGCCUUCGUGCAGUUUGCCUCAAAGGAGAUAGCAGAAAAAGCUCUGGGGAAACACAAGGAAAGAAUAGGGCACAGGUACAUAGAGAUAUUCAAAAGUAGCCGAAAUGAAAUCCGUGCAUACUAUGAGGUUCCUCGGAGGAUGAUGGGACAGAGGCCUAGUCCAUAUGACAGACCAGUGAUGGGCCGUGGGGGCUUCUUUGGCCCUGGACCCGGAAGAGGAGGUGCUGUUCUGGACCAGAUGCGCAGUGGAAGUAGUUACAGUGGUGGUUAUGGGGGCUUUGACAAUUACAAUGGGUUUAACAACUACUGCUUUGGUAAUGGAAUGUUUGAAGAGCGGGCAAGAGGUGACCGUGGUGGAAGAGGAAUGGGAGGUCAUGGUUAUGGUGGAAGUGACUCCAGCUCUGGCUUUCACAGUGGACAUUUUGUGCACAUGAGAGGCCUUCCAUUCCGUGCAACAGAGUCAGAUAUUGCCAAUUUUUUUGCACCACUGCACCCAAUCCGUGUGCACAUCGACGUCGGACCCAACGGCAAAUCCACGGGAGAGGCAGACGUAGAGUUCGCCACUCAUGAAGAUGCUGUUUCGGCCAUGUCAAAGGACAAGAAUCAUAUGCAACACCGUUACAUUGAGCUUUUCUUAAAUUCAACCUCCAGCGGAGCAUCUGAAAUGAGUCGUGGAGGUGGAAGUUACUAUGGAAACUCUGGAAGCAUGGGAUCCAGAGCAAGCGGUCCAAGGGGCAUGUACUGAAGACACCGUUUUACAAGAAAUAAUUUUCACAUGAAAAUUGGAAAGGUUUUGUUUCAUAUAGAGGCGUUUUCGCAAAAUCAUAGAAAAUUGAAGCUGAAUAUUUUCCAGUCAGAGUGGAGUUUAAAGUAUAAAUGAAGUAUAUAAAUAAGUAUAUAUAGGUUGACCAGCUACUGUACAUUUUUGCUUAAAGAUUUUAUAUCCGAUUCCUUUGUGUUUGAGUUUAAUUAGUGUUGUCAUCUAUGUAGCUCUGCAACCUCAGAGGACACUGUGAUGGGCUGCCAUCUUUACAAUUUGUAAGCCUUUUUUCUCCUUAAAACGAUGAAUUUGGCUGUUAACCUUUUUCUUAGUCGCGUUAACUGCAGGAUUCUCGUUUAAAUUAUUGUUGCUCAUAUAAUCAUUUGUUGGCUGUUGCAUUGAAAACUUCCAAAGUUAAAAUUGUUUGAAAUUAAACGUUUGUGUUUAGUCAUUGCAAACACUUAAAUCUAUUGCUCUAUUUUUAGAUUUCUGGAAGUUUCCUUUCAGUUCUAAUCUAAUGUAUGUUGUAAAGAAAUGGCAAUUCCAGCUAUUUACACUUAUGUUCUAAUGUCUGUGAAUUAAAAAUUAAAGAAUGUUUAUAUUA
Silurus meridionalis is the source of this 1992-nucleotide messenger RNA. RefSeq names its product heterogeneous nuclear ribonucleoprotein H3 (2H9) (gene hnrnph3). Lineage: Eukaryota; Metazoa; Chordata; Actinopteri; Siluriformes; Siluridae. Gene Ontology annotation, cellular component: ribonucleoprotein complex; nucleoplasm. The transcript has 10 exons. Gene Ontology annotation, biological process: regulation of RNA splicing. The record is from RefSeq and is a predicted model, not a curated record. Bases 159 to 1373 code for a protein of 404 amino acids. Gene Ontology annotation, molecular function: RNA binding.